This is a messenger RNA of Pungitius pungitius (ninespine stickleback), 3071 nucleotides long. RefSeq names its product notch receptor, like (gene notchl). Gene Ontology annotation, biological process: multicellular organism development; cell differentiation; Notch signaling pathway. Gene Ontology annotation, molecular function: protein binding. Bases 247 to 2640 code for a protein of 797 amino acids. The transcript has 11 exons. Lineage: Eukaryota; Metazoa; Chordata; Actinopteri; Perciformes; Gasterosteidae. The record is from RefSeq and is a predicted model, not a curated record. Gene Ontology annotation, cellular component: membrane.
AAAAGAAAGAGAAGAGCGAGUGAACACAGUGGGCUGGGGGGUGGUGUUGAAAGGUGGUGGUGGUGGUGGUGGCUGCUUCCAGCGCGCGAUGGGACCCGACCACUUUGAUUCAGAGUUGGCGGUCGAGCAGCAGGACGAGCGGUCAGCGUGAAGCGCUGUGAGCUCCCGGAGGUCAGAGGUCAGAGGCAGGCUGACAGGACAGCUGAAGAGAGAGUGAGAGACAGAGAGAGAGGAGAGGACCUGAAGAUGUUGGCUCUGAGGACGUUUGUCCUGCUGGGACUGAGUUGGACGUGUCGAGCCGCGUCCAGUGAUCCGUGGGGACAGUGUCCAGUCAACAGAAAGUGUAAGGACAAGUUUGGAAACGGGUCAUGUGACAAAGACUGCAAGGAUCCCGAGUGCCUCGUGGACGGCUUCGACUGCCUGAAGGACCGGGGCCACUGCAAUCCGGGUCAUAUCCAGUACUGCCGCGACCACUACGGCAACUCCCACUGCGAGCGGGGCUGCGACAGCGCCCCCUGCGGGUGGGACGGCAGCGACUGCUUCGCCCACCAGCGCCCCCUGUGGGCCAGGGGCACUCUGGUCCUUCACGCCAGCCUGCCGGCGCACCGCGGCGCCUCCGCCAACAGCUCCCUGCUCUGGGCGCUCAGCGUCGUCCUCCGGUCGCCCCUCAAACUGAGGGGCUCGGCGCCGCUCGCCACCGACCGGGACCUGUUUGACUUGGACCCCCAGCAACUCGCCGACCUGCUGGCUCAGGCGUCCGCCGGGGACUCGAACGGCUCCCUCCUCUUCCUCCAAGUGGACAACAGGCCAUGCUCCCGUCUGCCCUCGGCAUGUUUCAAUCAGGCCACCGAGGCAGCCAGUUUCCUGCGUGCCUCGAUGCUGCUGAAGCCCGGCUCCUUCCCCGACCUCCCGCAGCUGAGGGCCGUCGUCAGCAUUAGGGGUGUGCGAGAGGAAAUAGGAAGCCGCGAGGAGGAAACGGUGGGAGAGGAAGUCAAAGAGCCCACCCGUGCGUGGCUGUGGGCCGUGGUUGCCGUGGCGAUCGGCCUGCUGCUGCUCCUGGCCCUGGUGGCGUUCCUGUUGGUGAGGAGGGUGAGGCGGCAGCGGGCCCUGAGGGAAGAUGACACCAACAGGGGGCGACACCGGCCCGCGGCCACCGACAGUGACCCCAAAGCCAAGGCCCCGACGCCGCACACCGCCCACCAAGAGCAGAGGGCGCGACUCAGCAGGGAGAAAGAGAAGAGCAGCUUCCAGAGGAAGAAGAAGAAGGCAAAGGAGGCGGAGAAAAAGAGGAGGAGGGAGCCGCUGGGGGAGGACGCCAUUAGAAUGCGGCCCCUCAAAAAGGAACAGGAUAUAGGAAGUGACACAGACUUUACCCAGAGUUCCAUGGAAGACAUCAACGCCAGAUGCUCCAGACGACAAGAGGACGCCUCCAUCUGUGACCACAGGAGCCCCGAGCAGAAACACUACCGGGCUGGAGGCUCUCAGCCCCGGAGACCUGCGCAGCCUCCACCUAGAGGAUGGGAGAUGGGAAACGCCAUUCCUCCUCCUCUACUCAGUCCUCCCCAGCAGUCGGCAGAGUGGUGCGGCCCGGAUGGCUCCGUGGUUCUGAUCCGAGCGGUGCGCAGCGGGCUGGACCGGGUGGUCCUGGAGCUGCUGCGAGCCGGGGUACCGGUGAACAACACGGAUCACACUGGGAGAUCAGCCCUGCACUGGGCAUGCUCAGUAAACCAUCUCACCCUAACAAGGACCCUCAUUCGCUACGGGGCGGCCGUGGACCUGCAAGACAACAAAGGGGAGACGUCGCUCUUCCUCUCCGCCCUCCAUGGCUGCUACGAUACGGCCAGGCUUCUCCUCCUCCACGGCGCCAACCUGGAGCUGCACGACCGUAGAGGACGCCGUCCGAUCGACGCGGCCAGGGAGGGCAUUCACCACCAGGUCCUGGAACUCCUGCUGGCUCACCAAAUUCAGAGGGGGCCUGCUCCCGUCGACCCGGCCAAUGAGAUGCUGUGGGAGGAGCGCGCUCUGAUGUACUCGUCAUGGGUCGGAUCACAGGGCAUCCCCGGAAGGAGCGCGUCCUUCUCUGGGAUCAUAGGGCACCGAGAUAUGACCCCACCUCCGCAAAAUGAUUGGUCGAUGAGCCGCGUGCAGUACCCCGCCGCCCAGAACUGGCGACCGCAGCAGCUCAACCAAUCAGCGACAGCGCUGGUCCCACCAAGGGUCAUGGGCCGCUCCCCUCGGCCCAUCAGCACCUUACAGGAGGUGACCUCAGAAGACGAGGAUCGCGAUAGGCAUCACGAAGUCCCCAGAGCUGCAACGCCUCACUUCCUGUCGCCCCAGCCUGCGCCUCGGCAGCGUUCCUUCUCCUGCACCCAGCAUGCAUUGCAGCGCCGCUCCAGUGCCCACCAGCCAGAGCCCAAUUAUGUCAUUGUGACAGACAGAACAGCCAAUGAGCACAUAGAAAGAGUGGUUGUUUCACCUCCCGCAGACGCCGCCGCCCAUUCAGAUCAUCGGCCGCCGGUCGUGAGCGGCAACCAUCCCGGUAGAGCGGACCACGGGGGGCCGAGUCCACCUCAUUCAGACCUGAAGUCCAGAGGCGAGAGGUCAAACAACGCGACCGACUCCACGCAAACAGCCUUGUAGAGAAACGAGCAACACGACUCCGGCUCCUUUUCCACUCCGCCCAAGAGAAUAGCAUCGAAGAACCGGUGAAGAUAACGAUAAGCUAUAUUGGGAUAGGAAAUAUUGUUCAAUGUGCAUCUGCACAGCAGCACCUCCCCAGCUUUCACUCAGCCCGACCUAAAUUAGUGUUUUUAUAUUUUUUACUGAGAGGGGUUCAGUGUCUUUGUAAAUGUUCCGUGACACGACAGUUAAUAGAGAUGCAUAUCAGUCAAACACUGCCACAUCUGGUGAAUCUUGUUCCCUGAUAUCUUAAUGUGUUUGUAUUAGGGUUGGAUCUUGAUUAUUCCAGAAACAUUCAGAGAAAUGAGGAAUAAAAAAACGUGUGUAUUAUCGCACAAGGAUGUCGGAAUCUUGCUGAUUCAUGCAAUAAAGUGUCACUUGUUGUGUCACAA